Ipomoea nil (Japanese morning glory) is the source of this 1232-nucleotide messenger RNA. Its product is annotated as NAC domain-containing protein 2-like. The record is from RefSeq and is a predicted model, not a curated record. Gene Ontology annotation, biological process: regulation of DNA-templated transcription. The coding region runs from base 114 to 1010 and encodes 298 amino acids. Gene Ontology annotation, molecular function: DNA binding. Lineage: Eukaryota; Viridiplantae; Streptophyta; Magnoliopsida; Solanales; Convolvulaceae. The transcript has 3 exons.
AUACAAAUUUGUAAGCUAAGCUUUAGAAAGAAGCAAGAAAAAGAAGUGAAAGAAAGAAAGGGCAGCAAAGAGAAGAAAAGAGUAAAGAGGAGAUCGAGAUUGAAGAAAAAGAUAUGAAGAAUAAUGGUGGAAUUUUGAACAACAAUGAACAGCAGCAGCAAUUGGAGAUGCCGCCGGGAUUCCGGUUCCAUCCGACGGAUGAGGAACUCGUGGUUCACUAUCUCUGCCGGAAAUGCGCCUCCCAAUCUAUCUCCGUUCCGAUUAUUGCCGAGAUCGAUCUUUACAAGUUUGACCCCUGGCAGCUCCCUGAUAUGGCUUUGUACGGAGAAAAAGAAUGGUACUUCUUUUCUCCGAGGGACCGAAAGUACCCCAACGGUUCGAGGCCGAACAGGUCUGCCGGAACCGGGUACUGGAAGGCCACCGGAGCAGAUAAGCCGGUGGGAAAGCCCAGGACUUUGGGGAUAAAGAAGGCUUUGGUAUUCUACGCCGGGAAGGCUCCUAAAGGUGUAAAGACUAAUUGGAUUAUGCAUGAGUACCGUCUCGCAAACGUCGACCGCUCCGCCGGAAAAAAGAACAAUUUGAGGCUUGACGAUUGGGUACUAUGUCGGAUAUACAACAAGAAAGGCAGUGUGGAGAAGUACUAUAAUGUCGACCAAAACGAUGUCGUUCUCCCGAAAUUGGAAGACCAGAAGCCUAACAUCACCCAAUUCUCACAAAGCGCCACGAUGCUAACGCAAGCCGCCCUACCGCCGGUGGUGCAAAAUCAGCACGACUACGUGCACUUCGACACGUCGGAGUCGGUGCUGAGGUGGCACACCGACUCCAGCUGCUGCUCCGAGCAAGUGCUGUCCUCCCCGGAGUUCGCCGCCGACAAAGAGGUCCAGAGCGCGCCAAAAUGGGACGACCUGAAUUUCCAGCUCAACAAUUUCAUAGACGAUCCCUUUCAAAUGCCGCAGUACAAUGAUCCCUUCCAACAAGAUAUGUUCAUGUACAUGCAGAAACCUUUUUAACCUUGUUUAUAGAUUAGGAAUUCAUUAGCCGACAUUCUUAAUCAUCUUAGUGUACAACAAUGAAAAAUUAAAAGUCACGUUUGGUGGAGGGUAGAUGGCAGCUAAUAUUGGGAGAUGGCUAUUCUUUUAGGUUAGGUGGAGAUUUUAUUAGGUCUCUUUGCAGCUUACUAUAUGUUAAUAUGUUGUUCAUUUUUUCAGGAAAUGAAAAACAAAUUUUAUUAC